GCUGCUUGUACAAAAUUCAGAAUAUUAUUAGGCUAGUAUUCAGUCUUCAGAGUUGCUGAUAAACCUGCUCGAGUCUCUUGCAAAGUAACUUACUGAAUGCAAAUCACAGGGGGAAAAAACACGCCUUAGAUUUGUCAAUUUGGCGAUCUACAGCUUAACAGUAGAGAAACGCGUCAGACCAUAUUAACUGUCUUCAAACAUUUAGGGGGAACUGCACUGCAUUUCCACGCAGGCACUCGCGUGAACCAGCUCUACACAUCCUGCUUGGGGUCCUUCACAGCAACACCCUUCCAAGAUGGCAGCCAACAGUAGCAGCACGGGCAGCAAAUCCAGCAACAGCGCCGGUGGAAAACAGUCCGGCCCGUCUGCUGAACAGGUGGUGGCAACAUUUCAGAGGAUGCGUCAGGAGCAGCGCAGUAUGGCUUCUAAAGCUGCAGAGUUGGAGAUGGAGAUCAAUGAGCACAGCUUAGUAAUUGACACCCUGAAGGACGUGGACCCGUCAAGGAAAUGCUUUCGUCUAGUAGGAGGAGUGCUGGUGGAGAGGACGGUAAAAGAAGUUCUACCAGCCUUGGAAACCAACAAAGAACAGAUCUCCAAAAUAAUAGAGUCCAUCAACACACAGAUGCAGUCGAAAGGACGGGAGCUCACAGAGUACAGGGAACGUUACAACAUCCGGUUGGUGGGAGAGGGCGAAGGAGAAGCACAAGGCCAGUCGGCAGCAUCUUCCAGGGACAGCGAAGGAGGCGGGUCUAAAAGCGGAGCUGGCGUUUUAGUGUCCUAGCUUGUAGUAAUAGAGGGUGACAGCAGGGCCUUGUGAUUUCUGCAGUACUGAAAACGUAGUUGGAGUCACAAAAUGUAGGUUUUCACUUUUCACCGUAUGAGUUUGGUUUUGGAGAUUGGUGACAUGUGUGCUAAACAUAAUGCACUUGGUAUUGAAGUACUUUGCUUAUGUUCGUGAAUGCAUGUGUGUAAAAAAAAUAAAUAAAUAAAUAAAGUUAAGGAUGUUUGUCAUACAUUUGCCUUUAAGCGGAGCUGACUUUUAGUUUCUGAAAUUCUGUGGCACAAAUUAAAAAAUGUAAUUAAAAUCCUGA
This is a messenger RNA of Micropterus salmoides (largemouth bass), 1091 nucleotides long. RefSeq names its product prefoldin subunit 2 (gene pfdn2). Lineage: Eukaryota; Metazoa; Chordata; Actinopteri; Centrarchiformes; Centrarchidae. Gene Ontology annotation, molecular function: protein folding chaperone. Gene Ontology annotation, cellular component: cytoplasm; prefoldin complex. Bases 296 to 781 code for a protein of 161 amino acids. Gene Ontology annotation, biological process: protein folding. The transcript has 4 exons. The record is from RefSeq and is a predicted model, not a curated record.